This is a messenger RNA of Penaeus indicus, 973 nucleotides long. Its product is annotated as deoxynucleoside triphosphate triphosphohydrolase SAMHD1-like. The transcript is spliced from 7 exons. NCBI's taxonomy places the organism in Eukaryota, Metazoa, Arthropoda, Malacostraca, Decapoda, Penaeidae. The record is from RefSeq and is a predicted model, not a curated record. Gene Ontology annotation, molecular function: dGTPase activity. Gene Ontology annotation, cellular component: nucleus. The annotation marks the transcript as partial. Gene Ontology annotation, biological process: dGTP catabolic process.
CUUUUCCCCGUGAGACAUAAAGAUAGGAUCUUCGUAGUAACCCUGCCCUUUCCUCUUUGUAACAGAAAGAAGACCCAGGUUUUCAGAUUGCAAUGGCGAACCACGGGGAGGUUCUUGAUGCUGAGCAAGAAACAGAAACUGUGAACAACAAACCAGAUGAGGAGGUGACCGAGAAAGUGUUCAAUGACGCUGUCCACGGCGCAAUCUCUCUCCAUCCUCUGUGUGUGAAAGUAGUGGACACGCCACAGUUUCAAAGACUCAGAUUCCUUAAACAAGUGGGCACUGCUUACUUCGUUUACCCUGCUGCCGCUCACAAUCGUUUUGAACACUCUCUUGGAGUAUGCCAUCUUGCUGGCUUGCUGGUCCAUGCCCUCCAAUCCCGUCAGCCUAGUCUGGGUAUCACCAACAAGGAUGUAUUGUGUGUGCAACUUGCUGGCCUGUGUCAUGACCUGGGUCAUGGACCCUUCAGUCACCUGUGGGAGUGCUUUGUUAAGGAGGCCAAACCAGAGAAGGGCUGGACGCAUGAAGAGGCUUCAGUCAAGAUGUUUGACCACUUGAUUGAAAGAAACAACCUUGAGGAUGAAUUCAGACGAUAUAAGCUGGACGACAGGGACAUCACAUUUAUUAAAGAACUGAUUCGAAGACCAUACAAAACUUCAUCUGGAGACUGGCCUUACAAGGGGCGACCCAAAGAAAAAGCUUUCCUCUAUGAAAUUGUGUCCAACAAGCGAUCAGGUAUUGAUGUAGACAAGUGGGACUAUAUUGUGCGAGAUGGCCACACCCUUGGUAUUAAGGUUACAUUUGACUAUCUCCGCCUUAUAAAGUUCUCGCGUGUGAUUGAUGUGGAAGGAGAGGGGCCACAGAUAUGUAUGAGGGAUAAGGAAUGCGUGAAUCUCUAUGACAUGUUCCAUGCCAGGCGCAUUUUGCAUAGAACUGCAUACCAGCAUAGGGUCACCAAGACAGUUGACACCAU